Molecule: messenger RNA, 855 nt
Organism: Linum tenue
Lineage: Eukaryota; Viridiplantae; Streptophyta; Magnoliopsida; Malpighiales; Linaceae
Source: the annotation of a GenBank genome assembly
CUUCAUACUGCCCUAAACCUAGAGGUCUCUACUUCUUCUUCUUCUUCCUAUAAAUACCAUCCAAUCACUCCCCUUUGCCCAAUCAUCCUUCGCCAACUCACACAAACCCACAACGAAGCCAGAAAAGGGAAUCAAAAUGGAGAGCAAGAGAAGCUGUAGGAGGAGGAUGGUGGCGGUGGUGGUGCUCUCUCUGGUGGCCGCCGCCACGGCGUCGGCUGGUCCGUCGACGGGUGAUCAAGGCGGAUCUGGGUGGGCAUGGGCUGGCCAUGGAGUAGCAUUAACAAGGCCGAGUGCGGCAUGCACGGGAUGUUACCGAGGAUGUUUCAGCGAGUGCAUGGCGGACAAAGGUGACCAGCUCAAUACUAUCGACCCUUUUGUUUGCUCCGCGGAGUGCUUUGUCCACUGCAUCUUCUCCUUCUACAUGCCUCCUCUCAGCGCGCACUCACUUUGCACCGCCGGCUGCUCCGUCUCCAGAUGCUCCAAGUUCAGCUACAUCGGUCACCCCAAUACAGGUGAAGUUGGGAGCUGCAUGGAUGCUUGCUCCAUCGGCUGCACUAAGAAACAUGAUCAGUUUCCCUAAUUUUCGUUUGCAAGAUGGAAAGCGGAUCAAUGUCGUUGGAGGGUGCAUGCUUUAUUUAUGUACUCGUAGCAAGAAUAAAAGUUUGUUUGGGGUAGUUGAGAUUUAUAAAUAAUCACAAAGAAAUCAUGUUUAUAAUAAGGAAUAAUUGGAGCAUUAAAUAUUGUUUAUUUAUUCGGAUGGGAUUUUUAGGUAUUCAUAUGUAUACAUAAAAAAGUUGAAAUAGUAACCGAACGAGAGUACAAAUGUUUAUAUAUUUCUCUGCUCACAAUACGUGA